This is a messenger RNA of Punctularia strigosozonata HHB-11173 SS5, 177 nucleotides long. RefSeq lists its product as uncharacterized. Gene Ontology annotation, molecular function: DNA-binding transcription activator activity, RNA polymerase II-specific; RNA polymerase II transcription regulatory region sequence-specific DNA binding. Lineage: Eukaryota; Fungi; Basidiomycota; Agaricomycetes; Corticiales; Punctulariaceae. The annotation marks the transcript as partial. The record is from RefSeq and is a predicted model, not a curated record. Gene Ontology annotation, cellular component: nucleus. The transcript has 2 exons. Gene Ontology annotation, biological process: regulation of transcription by RNA polymerase II.
GCGGAGGAGAAGCGUAGACGUAAUACGGCUGCAUCAGCACGGUUUCGGAACAAGAAGAAGAGCCAAAUACUUAGUUUGGAGCGGACCAUUUCAGAUCUGACGGGUAGGGCCGAAGACCUGGAACGAGAGGCGGCAGACCUCAGACGGGAGAAUGGCUGGCUCAAGGAGAUCAUCAUA